This is a messenger RNA of Aspergillus alliaceus, 2085 nucleotides long. RefSeq lists its product as uncharacterized. The transcript is spliced from 4 exons. NCBI's taxonomy places the organism in Eukaryota, Fungi, Ascomycota, Eurotiomycetes, Eurotiales, Aspergillaceae. Bases 1 to 2085 code for a protein of 694 amino acids. The record is from RefSeq and is a predicted model, not a curated record.
AUGGCUGUCAAUAUGGCCGAUGAGGAACUCUUCAAAAGGGCCAUCUCUGGGUAUCGGGACGCUUUCUUGGAUCGCCAUUCCCAUCUUUCGGAAGCAGAGCGCAAUGAACUUUGGAGUCAGCAGUUAAAUCAGUUCAUGCCCGCGUCGACCGCUAGGUCUUCUCCCAGCUACCGCCCGGUUUCUGGUUCUGGCAUCCUUGAUAAUGGUGGUUCAUCUCUCGAGAAAUCUGGGAAACGGACUCGACAGGAUACUCCUCGGACUCUACCUGGUUCUGGUCUUCCUCCGACGAAACGACGAGUCACCACUCCGGAACCUCCGGUGACCGUUGACCUGACGCGCGAUCUGUCGCAUGCGUCCUCGCCAGCUGCUCCCCAGACGAUUCGGAAACUCUCUAGAUCGAAUUCUCGCAAGGACAACUACACGGGUCUUGGUCCCUCCCGGCACACGGCCAUGGUCCGCUCGCAGAGUCAGCAAACUCCGGCUUCCCACCGACCCUCGCUGGCCACCCCCGUGGCGGGGCACCGACAUUCCUAUGGACCCCAGCGCAUCAAUCGCCGUCUUGACCAUGUCAACGAAUAUUCCCCGUCCGAAUAUGCAAAGCAAUGUUUGGAUGACAACCAGGCCCAUGGCGGAGUCUCCGCCCUCUCGAUGGGGCUCUCUGCCGACACCACGGUGACUGGACUUCCACAGUUGAAUCCAUCCUUCGUCCAGCAACCUCACGGACAAUCGGAGCUGGUCCCCGAUUUGGCUGGGCUAGGGAAGCCAUCUUUGGUUGAUCAACCGGCCCCCCCGGCGUCGACCGCGGUGGAGAUGAGUAGGACCCCGACCACCGACUCCUUGUGCGGAGGUAUAGGAAUGAUGCGAUUCGAUUCGUCGGGACCGAACCUCAAUCCUAAUUGCUCGUUUCCUUUCCCUUCCUCUGAGUUCAUUCCUUCCUCCUCCCCUAUGAACGUCCCAUUCACCAACCCCUUCACAUCCGCGCAGCGUGACAUGGAUCAUGUCUCGUUUCCUUUUACUGAGUCUUCUGCCCCACCCUCCUUCUCCUGCUCUGCUCCUCCUGCCACGUCUUUUGCACCGUCUGUAUGCACUCUUUCUUCGUCUCCGGCCACGGAGAUGAAGCAUUCCAUGUCUUCCGAGAGCAGCAGCUCGUCUCUUUCCCAGCCCUCACGAGCGGCUCGGAGAACCCAAGAACAGAUCGUUCAGGGCACUAGGCCCAUUGCUCCUAAAGUGGGCUCUCAGAGCAUGUCUCCGCCGAAGGUGACAGAGCAAACCAAGAUGAUUCGUAUCUCAUCCUCGGAUGGGACUGCCAAAGAGGUCGCAGCCAUUCCCAAAGCCUCGAUCCAGCGACCCCCACGCCAAAAGACGUACUGCACCAUGUGCAACGACCAGCCCGACGGCUUUCAUGGGGAGCACGAGCUGCGUCGACACAUCGAGCGGGUCCACGCUGUGGUUCGUAAGGUCUGGGUUUGUGUUGAUAUCUCUCCUGGCAAAGCUUUCUUGGCCAACUGCAAGGCUUGCCGGAAUGGAAAGCGAUAUGGUGCUAACUAUAACGCUGCCGCUCACUUGCGUCGGACCCACUUUAAUCCCUGCCAGCGUGGCCGGGGCGGACGUGGGAAAGACAGCGAGAAGCGAGGCGGAAAGGGUGGUGGCAAUCAUCCACCGAUGGAAGUCCUCAAGCACUGGAUGGUGCAGAAGGAGGAAGUAGUCCUUGAGAAUGCUCAAAACUUUAUUGACCAAGAUGCACUAGGCGAUGAUCUAGUUGCGGCACCAGGCCCUGUCCCCCCGGAAGAGAUGAUGAGUGGCCUGUCCUCAAUCUCACCAGAAGACUUCCAAGCCCCAGGGCUGGAGUCAACAUUGACGAAUGGGUAUGACGCAUUCUCUACUUUCCCCACGAUGGGCAUGGAUUCGUCGCUUGAUGCGUCAUGUUAUAUCGAUUCUCAGCCGUUAGUUCCUGAGAUCGACUCAUUUCAAGGCAGUGCUUUUGCCAUGCAAGUUGGUGAUACUUGUGGUACUUUCACUCACCGCAGUGGUACUAAACCUUGGCACUUACUACUUACUACCUCUGACAUGACCCCACUAAAAUGA